Molecule: messenger RNA, 1742 nt
Organism: Myripristis murdjan (pinecone soldierfish)
Lineage: Eukaryota; Metazoa; Chordata; Actinopteri; Holocentriformes; Holocentridae
Product: heme transporter hrg1-A-like
Exons: 3
Coding region: 276-716 (146 amino acids)
Biological process (GO): heme transport
Cellular component (GO): lysosomal membrane; plasma membrane
Molecular function (GO): heme binding; heme transmembrane transporter activity
Source: RefSeq, a predicted model, not a curated record
GCUUUCCUUGACUGUCAGGGUUAGAUAACGUCUCGGAGUGGAGGGAUGUCCCGUCGUCUCGGUAGAUAAGGGACAACACAGCUCUUCGGACACAGGUUGCUAUGUGUGACCCCAGUGUGUGAGAGGAACAGCGGCUCGCCAGCGGGACACACACACACUCCGUCCUCCCAGGCCUUGUUGCAGUGGGACCGGAUGCAGUUGUUUUGAUAGUACCAGCAGCAGCUCACAGCUCCGGUCGGCCGUCGUCUUGCUGAACCCCCUCUACAUUUUGUUUUAUGACAAUGGGUAUAAAUAAAACGUACAUUAGCAUCGGCUAUGCCUCGUUUGGCAUGCUCAUGGGAUUUUCCGCCUUUCUGGUGUGGAACACCGCGUACAAGCAGCCGUGGACUGCAGCCAUGGGAGGACUGUCAGGUGUGCUGGCACUUUGGGCCCUGAUCACCCACAUCAUGUAUCUCCAGGACUACUGGCGGACCUGGCUGAAGGGCCUCAAGUUCUUCCUCAUCAUCGGGGUCUUCUUCUCCCUGCUGUCUGUAAUAGCCUUCAUCACUUUCCUCUCUGUUGCCAUCACUAACAAGGAGUCCCUGACUGACCCUCAGAGUCUGUACCUGUCCUGCGUGUGGAGCUUCAUGAGCCUCAAGUGGGCGUUCCUGCUGGCCCUCAGCGCCCACCGCUACCGCAAAGAGUUUGCCGACAUCAGUAUCCUCAGUGACUUCUAACGACACUUGGACGUCCCACACUGCCACGGGGCCAGCUCUGCAGCAGACUCACCGUGCUGGCUUCCCAACCUGAGGGACAGUGGUAGUCUGAAUUCGGUGGAUGCCAACAAAAAAGGGGAACAUAAGACGAAGCAGAGGAGAGGUUGUAAUGCUUUGCUUUGUGUGGAUAAGUACCCUGACCUCAGCUGUCCCCCUGCCUUCCCCCCACGCCUCCUCUCUCUUUUUUAAUUGUGUGUACAGGGUUUAUAGUUGGCUUGCCAAGCCACUUUACAGACAAGACCAGCCCUGUUUUUUAUGAUUCUUUAUAGAUUUUAUUCUCUUAUUUAUGUAAUAUUACAAUUUCGCUUCUCCAUCAUCCUGUCAAAUCAUGCAUCACUACUCUCCCCUUACUGUAUGUGAGAAAAUGUGUUUUGCAUCCAGUAAAUGGUAAUUCUAAUCUUGUCAAGAGCCUUUUCUUGACUUAAGGGAAUAGCUACAUUAAAAAGCACUCCUCAAUGGUUAGGAUGUGUUGCAGUUUCAUGUUGUAGCCACAAGAGGGUGUCACUCUAUCAACAUUGUUGUGCGUUUGUGUGUGUGACAUUCCACUUGAUUAAAAAAGGGUGAGAUAUUACAUCAGUUUUUGUAUCAAUGAACUAUGAACAAGCCUUACAAGUACAUUUGACUUGCACAUGUCCUGUGUUACCAGUUGUGGCAGAAUUUUUUCUAUUAUUUUUUUUCUUGUCACAAGUCGUACAUUUGUCAGAUGGUGAAAUCUGUGUGUGUCACAUGGCAUUAAGAUUACGAUGAUCCCAUUGCAGUCAGUUGUUGUUUCAAAGAUGCUGUAAAACACUUCUCUCACAGCGUCUUCGCCACUGUGUGUGUCGGGGCCGUGAAGAGGUAAAGCUGCCCGAUACCCUGCAACAUCCAUGCGACUGCUUUUAUCCACCACUCCCAAUAUAACCCACAUGCCACAGUUUAAUAUAUUUCUCAUGUGAAUGAACAUUUUAUAGAUAAAGAACGAGAAUUUUUGAAUCUUUUUUUUUUUUU